CAACGAUGCUCCUCCUUACACAACUCUCAAAUGUAAACAAAUUUUUGAGAUUGAGACUAUGUGACCUUUGACCUCGCUUAUAAACCGGAAAAAUGACCUUGUCUCGCCUAGUUGCGGGUGCCAGGUGGUGCCACUUGACCUUGUCCAACCUUCGAGUGGGCUUAAGGAACCAAAAUACCCUCAGAAGUAAGGAAAUAUGGCCGACUUCCCCCUCCACAACCCAGGCGAGAUUACAUGCAACGGAAACAAGGUCACUGAUCGAGCAGAGAUAUGUCGUGGAAAAGGACACACUCCUCUUCAGAAACGAGAACAGGAGGUUCUUCAAGCUUAUUAAUCUCUUCGCCAUGUCCCAGUUCUUCUUCUGGUCUUAUUUGAGUCACUUCGCUCUCACCAUGAUGAAGGACGUGGAGGUGCCGGCCAAGGUCAAGGACGACCCCAGUGUCCCCUGGUGGAGGAAGAUGAACCUGGGGAAGUAUCGCAAUGGCAUAACGGUUAGCUGCUUUAUGAUUGGCUGGGGCACAAUGGCUGUAGCAUGGAUGUACACCCUACGCAGCGUGCGAUACCUCGUGCUGAAGAAAGGCGGCAAGACCUUGGCCUUUGUCACCUUCACUCCCUUUGGCCGGAAUAGGACCCUCGCCGUCCCCUUGGAAAAGGUCAGAGCGUCUCGGCCAAAACAGACCCCAAAAACAGCCACCGUCCACCUGCCGCUCAAAGUGAAGGGCAAAUACUUCCAUUACAUUUUGGACAUGCGCGGCCAGUUCCCUAAUGCGAAACUGUUUGAUUACUCCGCCGGACUCAGGAGAAAUUGGGCGCAGUAGGGGAAACCGCGGAGCCAGUUCGUGACCUCUUUACCGAAGUCAUGUUGUAGUGACUUUUUUUUUAGAGCGGGUGUAUAUAACAAUAAUGAUGAUUGUUUUUGAUAUAUGAA
Messenger RNA from Penaeus monodon (black tiger shrimp), 928 nucleotides. Its product is annotated as transmembrane protein 223-like. Gene Ontology annotation, biological process: nervous system development. The coding region runs from base 93 to 818 and encodes 241 amino acids. Gene Ontology annotation, cellular component: mitochondrion. NCBI's taxonomy places the organism in Eukaryota, Metazoa, Arthropoda, Malacostraca, Decapoda, Penaeidae. The record is from RefSeq and is a predicted model, not a curated record. The transcript has 3 exons.